Messenger RNA from Ictalurus furcatus (blue catfish), 4089 nucleotides. RefSeq names its product tetratricopeptide repeat domain 34 (gene ttc34). The transcript has 8 exons. NCBI's taxonomy places the organism in Eukaryota, Metazoa, Chordata, Actinopteri, Siluriformes, Ictaluridae. The coding region runs from base 439 to 3798 and encodes 1119 amino acids. Gene Ontology annotation, molecular function: protein binding. The record is from RefSeq and is a predicted model, not a curated record.
UUAAACCACAUUAUUGAAUAGGUUAUUAUAAUGACUCGAUCUCGAAUGAAUCUAGAUUGGAAUAGACUGAUAAGUUAUAUGACCUUUUCGCCUAAAUUAGGAGGCAAAGAAACGUCCCUGGCAACACUACAUUGAGGUCGGUUGUCUUUUCCAUAGCAACUAGAAGACGCACGAGCGUGUGGAUAUUUGUAAGUAGCUGAAUUAAGAGCAAAAGUCACUAGAUGUAAAAUACAAAAACGUGCAGUUUUGUAAGCGUAACCACAAACCUGCAUUUAAAUAUACUACGUGGCUUGCAGCCAUCUUAAGAACGUGUUAUACUUGUUAUAGUCACCACCUUUGGGCAGCUGACUAAAGUCAGCCUUUCUAACUGAAUGGAAGAUCCUAUGGACAGAGGAAAUAUCAUGUGAAUAUUAGAACAGAGGGCAUUACAGAAGAAAGAUGGAUGCCCCCCAUCUGGGUUUGGGAGCAGUGGAGCUGUGCAGAAAGGCAGAUAAAAUCUACACAGCUGGAGAUGUUAAGAGAGCUGCAGCUCUGUAUACACAUGCAUUUGGGUGUAAUGCAGGAUCCACUAUGGCCCAUAUGCGCAGCUUGAACAGGGCCCGUAUAGAACACAUUAUUUCAAGUUUGGAAGCUUGGCUUAAUGGACAAGAAGUGACACAGAAGCCCAUGGAGGGCAUUAGCAAAGGACUGGUUGCAGUAUUCCUGUCGACCUUGUGUCCCAAUAAUGUUUCUGCCUCAGUUUUUAAAAUGGAGUCAGUUCUCCUAGGGGCUACCCAUGGCUCUGAUGAGAUCUUCACCCGAUGUUCAUCUCUUCUGGAGGAAAAAAGGACACCUUGUCCAGAGGGUCCUACACGGGUAAUUGUGGAAUUAACUAGAGCUCUUGCCUGCUUGAUUUCAGAUCCCCAUAACCCCAAAGGCCCUCUGCUGUAUCUGCAGGCUUUUCUUGCAAAUAGAUCGGAGACAGUGAGACUGGUCAAAGGUCGGCAUGCAGAGCAUUUGCCUCGAAUAGUCAAAGCUUUCUUUGAGCAAAUGUCCCCAAAAUUCCCGAUUCUCAAUGCUGAGUGCAAAUUGGAUGACACUCACAAUUAUGAAAAAAAGACUGAGGAUUUCCCCCCCUCUGAGUCAGUUGACUUUUUAGUUGCUAUUUCACCUGAGAACACACUAGUGAGAGAGCUUCAGGGAGCUGUGUUGUUUUCCUUGGGCAUAUUUGAUGAAAGUGCUGAGGCUUUGUCCCUGGCUCUGCAACUGGCUGAAGUCCAGACAGAUAAAAAAGCACACCUGGAACUGGCUGUAAUGGGAGCAACACCAGAGAAGAGAAGUAGUUUACUUGUGGCCAGAGCAGCUGCCUGUUUUUCGGCAAGUGGACGAGUGAGUGAAGCUUGCCAAGACCUCGCUGAAGGUUUCACUGUCCAUCCUGCGACGGCCAGACAUCAGUUCCAGAGGAUAUUCUCUGAAAACGGCAUUGCAGCAGUGGUCCGUUUUGAAUUGCGGCAUCAGGCUGAGAGAGGCCUGUCUAGCUUUAGAGAGACGGUUCUACAGAGAUCUGACCUGCGUUCCUGCACAGGUGUGGAGCUGCUAGACCCUGUCAUUGCCCAGCUUCGAGCUCUGUGCCAUCUGGAGCCUGAUGGCGGCGCACGGGAGUUGCGGGUCCGACUGGCAGACUGUCUGCUCCUGCAUGGAGAGUUCAAAGAAGCAUUGUCCAUCAGCAGCCAGCUUGCUGCAGCCGCCCCUGUGAACUACCAGAACACAGUACAGGUACUGCGUGGCUUUUCCCGUUUCCUUUCUGAGGACCACCAAGGAGCCCUGGAGGAUUUCCAGGCUGUGAUUGAACAUAGUGCUCCUCACCCUCAGAGUUGUGUGCGUGCUCUGUGCGGGAGGGGACUGCUGCGCAUGAUAGCUGGCUCACAUUACCUCACUGCUCUGGACUACAUUACGGCGAGUCGACUCCAGCAUCAGGACACAGCACUGACCAUCAGGUGCCUGGUGCCGUGGAACUACCGUGGCCUGCUGUGCACUGUGUUGCUUGAACAAGGGAGGGCCAUGCUGGAAGAGUUUGCAGGGCAGAGAAAUAUUUCAGGUGCUAAUAUAAUCCAGGAGCAUCCUAUCAACAACCAGCUGCCAGCUGCCAAACAGACGAAGGACCAUCAGUCCAUGAUGACAAUAGAGAGGUACACUAUCAACAAAGAAGGAAUGGCGGUAGGUGUACAUGCACUCGCCCUUCUCUUGAUGGAGUUGCAGCAGGAUGCAGACUUGCCCCAGAUCCUUGUGGCAGAUGCCCUGUACCAGCUGGACCGUGUUGAGGAGGCAUAUCGUAUUCUCCUCUGCAUGGAGCACACAUCUCCUCGCUCACCUGUCCUUGCCCGACUUGCUCUGCUCCAGCUGCACCGGGGCUUCCUGUAUGAUGCCAACCAGUUACUGAAGAAGCUUAUCCAUUGUGGGGACACUAGCUGCUUAAACUCUCUGCUCUCUGUGGCAGCUCUAAAGGACAAGGCACUGCUAGAGAAACACUGUCACAGUGCGUCAAAACGCAUUUUGCAAAGCCAACAAGAGGAAAGUGCCAUCAGGGAGGCUGUGGCCUAUCUUUCUAUUGCCAUUAUGGCUUCCGGUGGCGUGGCAACAGACUCCUUAUUGGAGAGAGCUAGAUGUUACAUUUUACUGGGCCAAAGGAAGACUGCCAUUUUUGACUUCACUGCUAUCGUUAAGGAUCACCGAAAUCACGUGCAAGCUCUGUGUGGAAGAGGGUUUACUUAUCUAAUGUUAAACCAGCAGAAGGAAGCCACACAAGAUAUAUUGGCAGCUCUUCAGGUUGAUGCAGAAGAGGUAACUCGGAGUAUUCUGUCCUUAAAAGACAAGGCACGGAAGCUAAUCUGUGAAUGGCUACAACAGCACUGUCGUGCCAGUCUUUCCACUAUUCUGUCUACCAACCCAAUACCCUGCCAGCAUGAUUGCCUUAAAGAAGCCUUUCGGAUUAGUGGAGUGCUGAUGAAAACUGACUACAGGGAUCCAAGGUGGCACCUCCUACACAUAGAUAGCCUGCUUGCCCGAGGGGACUUGAAGGCAGCUGGUACACACCUCCUUCAGGUCUUUGGUCAGGAGCCUCGUGACGCAGCAGCCCAGGCCAGAUGGGGAGUGGUGGAGAGCUGGAAAAAGAACUACAGAUCAGCAGUGAGGUGCUUGAGUGUGGUGUCUGAGAAAGAUCCCUCAGUGCUAGACUUCCUCCUGACUCUCAUUCAGCCUCAGCAUAAGACACGCCUGGCACAGGCAGCAUCGCAGGAGGCGAGCAGAGUCUCAGAGAGUGGCCAGUGGGAGCGUGCGGUGGCUCUGCUGACUGUGGCUGUGCAAGCGCUAGAUGGUACAAAGCUCCAGCACUUGCGUCAGCGGGCAGCAUGCUGGGCACAGCUGGGUCUCAACAAGCAGGCAGUGUCAGAUCUGGAUAGGGUCAUUCUUUCCCACAGCCAGGACAGCAGUGAGGAGGCCAAGGUUAAGGCGGAGGAUCUGUGCAGACGGGGCCAGAAUCUACUGACAUUCUCUUGGGACGAGGUGGCUCUAAAUGACUUCUCUCAGGCUUUGGAGCUACAUGCAGAGCAGACACUGCUGUGUGUGGAGGCUGGACCAGGAAGGCAUCGCCUGGCUGAACUCUUUCUACGCUUUGCCCUGCAGAACUAUGGAGAGCAGCAGCUGGACAAAGCCUGGCGCCUUACAGAGAGUGGUCUGAGGGUAGACAGCAACCAUGCUGAGCUGCGCCGUCUCAAAGCCAGAAUUAAACGAGAAGUCUCUGGAACAUGUAUCGUACACUAAAAAGAUCGAAAUACACUGGGUUUAUGAUUAGGUAAUAGAAAUGUUCAGGUACAAGUUAUAUGGGUUUCUAAGUUAUGAACAUGUUUCUAUUCUUUUUCUCUAUUGAUCACUUGUUUUUAUACUGUUUCGUGUGAAUAAAUGGCUAAUGAAUGCUAGCAGAUAAUAACAGCUCUAAUCUGUCAUGUGCUCAUUCAUGUUUACAUGAAAAAGUUAUUCCAACAUAAUGUGUUAAUGUAAUUGUAGUUUUCUAUUCAGAAAUAUGGUGAAACAAAAUCAGUUAAUAUAGUUAUA